UCUUCCCCAUGAAACGACUCGGGCGGCGUUUCCAAGUCGACGAAACGCAUGUGAAACCCGCACUGAGAGCUUCAGCCGUUUCAUGGCGGAUCUCGUGUGCGCUGGGCGGCCGCGCUCCCGCUCGGACCUUGCGCGCCAAAUCGUUGCAGCUCGCGCCAAAGCCAAUCGGUCUCGCCACCAAAGCCAAUCCAUCCCCUUCCCUGCAGUUGGAGCCGCCACCCCUGUUUUAGAUCUCCACCCCUGCCCUUCCUCCCUUCGCCUCCUAGCUGCUGGUGGAGCGGUGCUCCGUGAAGAUGCCCCGCCAGGGGGAAGAUCGUCCCCAGCCCGGCGGUGGCUCUGCAAGAUGUCGUGGCGGUGGUCCCAUGAAGGGCUGCGGUGGCGGCACAGAGGAGGGGCGUGGUGGCGGCUUCAUGAAGGGCCUCGGCGCCGGCACGACGACGGGCGGGGGUGGCACUUCUCCGACGACUCCGGUGUCUCUGGCAGCUCCAACGGCAGCUCCACACCCACCACCACCCAUUCCAUGUUGGCCUGGAACUGGAACCGGAGGUAGCAGUGGCCAGAGCAGUUUCUCACAAUAUGUGAAUCCAUGGAGCAUUUGUGCAAGGAUAUCAAUUGGGAGGCUUGUGCUUUUGAUCAGUUAUCUUGGAAGGCUGCAGUGUAGUGGAAACUUCAGUAUUAUUUUUCAGUUAUUUUGAAGGCUGCAAUGUAGUGGAAACUUAUGUAUUUGUUUUCAGUUAUUUUGGUGUGAAACUGCUCCAUUUGGAAUGUGAACU
This is a messenger RNA of Panicum virgatum (switchgrass), 773 nucleotides long. Its product is annotated as DEAD-box ATP-dependent RNA helicase 52A-like. Bases 294 to 695 code for a protein of 133 amino acids. Lineage: Eukaryota; Viridiplantae; Streptophyta; Magnoliopsida; Poales; Poaceae. The transcript has 2 exons. The record is from RefSeq and is a predicted model, not a curated record.